Messenger RNA from Myxocyprinus asiaticus (Chinese sucker), 1394 nucleotides. Its product is annotated as tumor necrosis factor receptor superfamily member 14. NCBI's taxonomy places the organism in Eukaryota, Metazoa, Chordata, Actinopteri, Cypriniformes, Catostomidae. The transcript is spliced from 9 exons. The record is from RefSeq and is a predicted model, not a curated record. Gene Ontology annotation, molecular function: transmembrane signaling receptor activity; antigen binding; CD154 receptor binding. Gene Ontology annotation, biological process: immune response; positive regulation of interleukin-12 production; cellular response to tumor necrosis factor. The coding region runs from base 353 to 1231 and encodes 292 amino acids. Gene Ontology annotation, cellular component: membrane; CD40 receptor complex; external side of plasma membrane.
GCAAAGCACAGAGGGUGGAAUAGUUUUAGCGGGGGUUUCCAAUGUGGAAGGCAGAAACAGAGUAACAGAGGGGGUUAAAAGUGGGUAACAUAUGAAAGAGAGCCAGAGGAAUCUGAAAAGGAAAGAGAAAAAAAAUUCUUCCUCUGCCUGCAGACCUGUGGUAGAUAAACUCAAAUGUUAAGACACAGAUAAGAAAAGAGAGAGCAAGACUGACAGACAGACUGAGGGACAAAGAGCAAAGACUAAAAAAGAGAAGAAGAUCACUGACACAAUUCAAGAGGUUGACAUGUCUCAAUAAUCCUCAAUUGCCAGGACAGAAUCAAAACAGACUGUAAAAGUAGCCGGGAACAAGAUGGGAAAAUGCAAUAAAUGCCCAAAAGGGAAAUAUGUGUAUACAACAUGUAAUGCUACAAUGGACACAGUAUGUAAAACCUGCCCACAUCGCACCUAUAUUGAGCAGGAAAACUUUAUGACCAAGUGUCUAUCCUGCAGGGAGUGCUCAAGCAAUGAAAAUCUGAUGACGGACAAAGAAUGUGAGGCCGACAGAAACAGGCAGUGCAAGUGUAAGCCCGGGUUCUAUUGCAAACACACCUCCGAGAAACCCUGUGAUUUCUGCGAUCACGUCUCCAGUUGCCCUCCAGGGAAAGGGGUGACCAGGCAACACACAGACAGGAGAGACACAGAGUGCAGUCCCUGCCUAGAGGGAACCUACAGCAAUGUGGAGGACUCCUUUUCCAGCUGCAAAAAUCAUACUAGUUGUGAAGCUCUGGGUCGACAUCUGAAAAGUCCUGGGACCGACACAACAGAUGCUGUGUGUGGAGAUUUUAAAGCAUACAAAUCUUGUCCUUGGAUGUUACCUGCUGGUCUGUGGGCAGGGCUAGUCGUUACUUUCCUGAUAAUAUUUUUGGCCCUAUUUUUUAUUUAUUGGACAAAGAAACGUCCAUCACAUAGAUCAGUGAUUAUUUCAGAGUAUUUACACUCACCAGUACUUCCUCCAGACAUCCUGAAAUACCCUGGUGUGGAGAAACAUGCAGAAUGUCACCAACACACACAUAAAGUUGAAAAUGACACAAACAUAGUCUGUAACAUACAGUGUGAUUGUGGAGCCAUGCCAAUGAGGACAGUUUCAGAGAAAUACAGAGAAUCCACUGCUGCAAAUGGAUAUACAGACAGCAUCAUGUGCCACUCCACAUAUCAAUCAGAGCCACAGGAGUCUGAAUGGAAUGAUUAACUAUGACACAUUAACUCACUUCCAUUUACCUGACAAUUAUCCAUGAGUACAGAAUGAUUUGGUUUACCUAUAACUAUAAAGCUACUUAAAGCAUAUUUUUGUAAAACAUUUGUAAAAACUAGAAUUAAAUAGCACAAAUAAAUUCUACCACACAUUUAACCUG